CAAUGGAAAGAAUUUUAUUUUAUUUUUCUCUUUCAUCUUCAUUGUCUCUCAUAUUCUCCUUUUUCUUUUGUUUAUUUCUCUGUUGGGGCCCCUCCCUUUCUGGUCCUUCACUCAAAGAGAAAAAAGUCUGGCCUUUUUCCUCUCAAAAACAUAACAAAUUCUUCAACUUUUCCCUCUCCAUCUUUGUUUUCUACCAAAGAAAUGGAGACCCAAAGCAGUGUAAACAACAAAGAAGCCAGAAAUCUAUCACCAUGCAGCAGUGGAAGAAGGAGUAGCACGAGCAGCCAUUCGAGUUCACCCGAAUUCGAGUUCUGGAUGGUCCGAAACCCAUCUUUUCCUCAACCCGAUCUCAUCUCUGCUGAUGAACUCUUUGUUAAUGGCGUUCUGCUACCUCUCCAUCUGAUACCCAGCAAACAAUCCGAAGAGAGCCCCCGACCGGAACCAAACUCGUCGGCAUCAGAACCUCCUGUACCCGACCCAGAACCGGAACCUGGCCCUCCUAUAACAUCGGAGCCGGUUACUGUCUUGUCAGCUUCGAAACGGUGGAGGGAUAUUUUUAAGAAAGAAAAGGGCAAAAAUGGAGCAAAGCAUCAAGAAGACAAGGAUAAAGAGAAAGAGAAGAAGAAAGAGAAGAAGAGUCAGAGUCAAAGCGGAGCGAGUCCAGCUGAGUUGAAUAUAAAUAUUUGGCCUUUUUCACGGAGCAGAUCCGCGGGUACCAGCGGGACCCGACCCCGGAUGACUGCCGGGGCUGCGGGUACCCGGAAGGUAAGUAGCGCCCCGUGUUCCCGAAGCAACUCGGCGGGUGAAUCCAAGUCUCGAAAGUGGCCGAGCAGCCCCAGUCGAGCAGGGGUUCACUUGGGCCGAAGCAGCCCUGUAUGGCAGGUCCGGCGUGGAGGUUCUGGUGUCAGGAGCUUCGACGUUACGUCUCGGAGCGCUGAAAAGAGUGGCGGUAAAAAAGAAGUUACCGAAACUCGACGCGGUAAAAUCGCCCCUAGUAACGGUGGAAACGGUAAUAAAGCCAAGGUUUUGAAUUUGAACGUGCCAAUGUGUAUCGGGUACAGGCAUCAUUUGAGUUGUAGAACCGAUGAAAAUAGUGCCAUACUCGCCGGCGGCAGCGCCGACGGCACUAGCAGCCGCAACGGAAGCGGCGACAGCGGCGCAAAUGGUAGAAGCAGCGGGCCUAACGUUGGAAGCGGUAGUAAUUUUUUUAAUUUGCGUAAUCUUUUCACUAAGAAGGUUUACUAAUGUGUGUUAAUCAAUAUUAACCUUUUUUUAAUCAACUAUUAAGUUGGAUUU
Theobroma umbraticum is the source of this 1296-nucleotide messenger RNA. RefSeq names its product serine/arginine repetitive matrix-like protein. The record is from RefSeq and is a predicted model, not a curated record. NCBI's taxonomy places the organism in Eukaryota, Viridiplantae, Streptophyta, Magnoliopsida, Malvales, Malvaceae.